Molecule: messenger RNA, 7500 nt
Organism: Paramecium octaurelia
Lineage: Eukaryota; Ciliophora; Oligohymenophorea; Peniculida; Parameciidae
Source: the annotation of a GenBank genome assembly
AUGUUAUUCAAUAGAUUCUAUUUUUUGUUGUUACUCCAUUUAUGUUUAAUAAAUGGUUCAGAAAUUUCCAAAACAUGCAUUUGCAGGCAUGUUCAAAGUUAAAAGGACUGCAAAAAUUCUGGUGUUUGCAUCUGGGAAAAUGAUCUUUGUGUUUUAGAUUCUGGAAAAUCAUACAAUUCAAAGAUUAAAAAUUAGAAUCCGUGCAAAAACUAUGCUCAAGAAGAUUGUCGAGAAUUAGAAUAAUGUGGAUUUUAUUAUGGUGUAUGUAUCGACUUUGUAGAUUGCAACAUCUUCGAUAAAGAUAAAUGUUAAGAAUCAUCAUAUAAAUGUGUCUUUGAUGGUUAAAAGUGUGUACAAAUGUAAGAAUGUAGUGAUUAUAAAACGGAGAAUGCCUGUUCAAAUAAAAAUUAGCAUGGCAAAUAUUGUGUUUGGAUUUUGGGAACCGAGAAAAAAUGCACAGACGUCACAAUGUGUAAAUUUUUACCCCCCUAUUUAACCAAUCAUAGUAUGUGUAAGUCAGGGCUCGAUGGAUGUACAGUAAGCGAGAAAGGUUAUGGAUGUACUGAAUAAAUGGAGUCUUGUACCCAAUAUGUGAAUAAUUUUUAAUGCUUUGAAAGCAAAUCAAGAAAAGAUAAUUGUUUUUGGGAUUCAAAAAAUAGUAAAUGUGUUGAAAAGGUGUGUGAAAAUCUACCAUUUACUGAGGAUUAUGAAUGUAAGUCAUAUUUAAGUUAAUGUACAACUAAUGGAGUUCAUUGUGUAUUAAGGAGGCAGUGUAGUGAUGUUUAGAAUAAAUUUGGAUGUGUAACAGAUGUUUUGGGUUAAAAAUGUGACUAUCAUAAAAAUUAAUGUAAAAUAAAGAGUUGCAACACUGCUCCAGAAUCACUAACUAAUUAUCAAUAAUGUUAGGAUUAUGACAAUUUAUUGGAUUGUGUUACUUCAGAAAACAAAGGAUGUAAAAUUAGACCAACAACUUGCAAUGGGUAUGCUUAUGAAAUGGAUUGCUAUUCUUUAGAAUAAUAAGAUUGUGUGUGGUAUAAGAAAAAAUGCGAAUAAAGAUAAUGUUAUCAUGCUCCGGUUCAUUAUACUCAUAAAGAUUGUUAGGGGUAUGGGAAUUGUAUGGGGAAAUUAAAUGGAGGAUGUUAACAGACACCUUAUUUAUGUGAGGAAAUAUUGUAGGCCUAGUUUUGUGAAUUUACCUAUAAUAAAGAAAGGUGCAUUUGGGGCAAAGGAGUAUACGAAUCAUUAGAAUGUAAGAAAUUGAAAUUGCCAACCUACAAUAAUCAUAAAGCAUGCUAAAAGGAAAGUUCAUUUUGCACUUUUAAUUUACACUCUUUAGGGUGCACAGAGUAUUUAUGUGAAAAUGUUUUAGAGAUAGAAGAUUGUACGAUUGAUUCAAAUGGUACAAUUUGCACAUUGAACUAAGGAUGCAUAGAGAAGAAAUGUAUAACUGCUCCUCCAACUUAUGAUACUAAUUCAAAAUGUGAAGGGUGGAUGCCAAAAUGCACAGUUAAUGUAUAGGUUGUCUCAAAUUAAAAAAUCUUGAUUGGAUGUGUAGAUAAAAGAAGUACUUGUGAACUUGCAGCUCAAGAUCAAUGCUACUCAACACUUUCAGGAUAUCUGUGUAGAUGGAAUGGAAGUAGUUAAAAAUGCAUUUAUCAACUUUGUUAAGAUGCCAAUCCUAGCUUGUAUUUAACAAAUGAAGAUUGCCAAUAAUUUAAGGUGUUAUCUGGACCUUGUAUCAUUGGACCUUCUGGAGUUGGAUGUUACAAAUGGCCAACUAAUUGUACUGAAAUGAAAAGCCAAUAACAGUGUUAAUUGAAUAUAGAAAAUGGAACAAAGUGUUUUUGGGCUGGUACUUAUUGUAAGCAAUAAGAAUGUUCAGAUGCUCCUAAACUUAAUUACACCAAUAAUGUUUAAUGUAACAAUUGGUCAGGUAAUUGUAUUUUUGACCAUUCUCUCGGUGGAUGCAUAGAUAGAAUUAAUUAAGUUGCUUGUUCAUCUACUCCAAAUGUUGUCAUGUAUAACAAUCAUGCAGAAUGUUAUGUAAGGAAUCAAAAUUGUACUGUUGUUUCAUCUUUUAUUGCUGAAGGAUGUGAAAGGAAGAAAGCAACAUGUUAUGAGUACAUCAAGCGAAGAAAUUGUAAGACAACUCUAACUGGUUAACUGUGUUAUUGGGAUGAUUAAGGGCAAAAGUGCAUGAACGAGGACGAAGAUAAAAAUGGAGUUGCUGAUUGUGAGAAGAGAAUUAAUGGAGAAUUAACUCAUCAGGAUUGUGAGGAUUUCAUGCCUAAAUGUACAUUAAGUUAGAUUACUUUGUCUUGUAGUUAACUUUCAAAAUAUUGCGAUUAUAAAUAUCAAUAAUAGUGUAUAAUUAAUUUCGAUUAGCAACCUUGUAAAUGGGAUGAUUUGAAAUAAAUAUGUUAAGAUUUAGUUUGUGCUGAUAAUUCAACAUCUUAAACUGAGGCUGAAUGUUUAAUGUUCAGAUAGAGUAAUGAGUGUCAAUUAAAAAUUAAUCCUGAUGGGACUUAUGGGCCUGGAUGUGAAAAUAGACCCUAUACUUGUUAAGGAAUUACUGAUCCUGUGAUAUGUAAAUUAACUCUAACAACUUAAAAUGAUCGAUGCUAUUAUCAUACUUCCUAAUGCACUAUAGUACGAUCAAAAGAAUGUGAAAAAAUAUCUGAAAGUAAAAGUAAUGAGUUUUGUUAAUUAUAUAAUCCCUAUUGUGUUCUUUAACCAAGUGGAUAAGGAUGUUAUUCUAUUUAUUAAUGUGAUGAUUUGAGUAAGAGUUGUGUUAAUACGAUUAUGAGAUAUGGUGAUAGAUGCAAUUAAUAUAGUAAUUGUCGUAUUGAUAAUUGGUGUUCCGAUAAAGAAACAAGUUCUGAUAGUUGUGACAAAUAGAAAACGGUUUUAGGAUAAAAAUGUAAAUUAAAAAUUACUUGCGAAACCAGAUAUUGUAAAAAAGAAUGCGUCCAAGUGAUAGAAGAUUUCAUUUAUUCCUUUCCUUCUUAUUAUACCGAAUUGGAAAAGUAUUAAUUAUGUUAACAAUAUUCAACAUCAUAUAGCUAUGAUACAAAUUGUCACUGCUGCAAAAUAAUUAAAGAUUGUAGCACCUAACCAGAAUCUCUUUGUAAUUAAUCAAUUCUCGUUUAUGAAAAACAAUGUGGAUAUAGUUAAAAGUAUAAAUCUUGUUAAGAGAGAGUUUGCGAACAAUUAACAUCUGAUUAAGGCAUUUCAGAAUUAAUUUGCUAUCAGUGGAUGAGUAAAUGUGUUUUAGGGGCUACUAGUUGUAUUAGUUACAACAAUAAUUGUACAACUAUUGGUCUUAUUUAACAAUGUUAUUCUUAUUCAUGCCAUUGGUAAGAUGGUAAAUGUGUUUCUCAUGUUAAUUGUGGUCUUAACACAACUGCAGUAACGAAUCGAGAAUGUUUAUUAAGUAAUAGCACUUUUUGUAGAUUUAAUUAUGUACAAGGCUAAGGAUGUGCUUUUGUGAAUUGUGAUCUAAUUACAAGCGAAGCAAUAUGUAAUUAAGCAAAACUAGCAAAUGGUGCAAAAUGUAGAUGGGUCAAUUUCGAAUGCAAAUCCUUGUAGUGUUAUGAAUAUAAUCUAUAAUCAGAUUGUGAAAAUAGUUAUGGCUGGUUUUCCAAUUUUGCCCUAAAAUGUCAUUGGUGUCCAAUUGAUUCCAUUCAAUGUACUCCUAAUCCAUCCUGCAGUUAAAGUAUCAUAACAUCACCUAAAUCACAUUAAGAUUGCUACAGCAUUAAUGGCUUUAAAACAAUCAACUUUAUAAUGAACUCAAAAUGCACAGUCAAAUAAUAAUAAUGUUCAGAUUAUAAAUAUUAAGAGGCUUGCGUAAGUACGAUAGAUGGUAUCGACUGUUAUUGGUAUUCUAAUGCUUGUAUAUGGUAUUACGAAGCUGCGGUUUAAUUAAUAUCUACAUAUACACAUUCAUCAUGCCAAAGUUGGAAGGAUUCUUAUAUGUCUUUAAAUAACUUGGGAUGCCAACCUCUAGAUUGCUCAUAGUUAACAAUAAAUGCAGAUUGCACUAUUUUUACUAAAAAGUGUUUUUGGGAUGGUUAAAUUUGCUAAAGUAUUAAGGAAUGUAACAAGUACUCUAAUGGCUCCUUGUGUUUAAAUACGAGCAAUUCAUAAGGCAUCCCAUGCUUUUGGGAUGGUACUAAAUGCAUAGAAAAAACAUGUUCAAAUAAGCCAACUCCUUCAAUUAGCCAAGCAGAAUGCAAUAGUUGGUUGAUUAACUGUUAAUAUAAUAGCAAUAAUAAUCGAUGCUUAGAAGUUUGUACUUAAGCUGAUAUUUCAAAUAAAACUCAUGAACUAUGCGAAUCCUAUUAUUUAAAUAAAAGUUGCACAGUCAAACUAGAUAUAAUUCAAUGUGUAGACCUUCCAAUUGCUUGUUCUUUUGCAAAGAAAAAUUAAUGUUAUAAAGAUUAAUCUGGAAAUGAGUGCUUCUAUUAAGAAUCCUUAAGUAAGUGUGUUAAUUUAACAUGUUCAAUUUUAUAAUAUACAACACAUGAAAAAUGUAACCAAAGAUUAAAUUCUUGUACAGUUAAUUCAACUUUAGAUGGAUGUCAAUAAUUAAAUGUUUGUAGUAGUUAUUCCAUAAAAGAUUAAUGCUAAAUUGAUUCAAAUAAUGUAGAAUGUUAAUGGAUGAUAAAUUAAAAUAAAUGUACAAAAAAGGAGUGUUUAACUGCACAAUUACUUAUAUAUUCAGUUCAUAGUUGUAAUUAAUAUUUUGGAAAAUCUUGUACUGUAAAUGAAAAUUUGGAUGGAUGCGUGAUUGGUCAAUCUUUGUGCAUGAACUACUCAUAUAAAUAAUGCAAAAGUUUAGGGCAAAAGAAUUUAAGUGGAGUAGAAUGUUUCUGGAAUGAUGAGAAGAAUAUUUGUUUAGAGAGGAUUUGUGACAACGGACCUUCGCUUGCCAAAAAUAAUUCUGAUUGUAUUGGAUUUCUCUCUACAUGUUAAAAAGGUGGUUGCCGAAUAAAAGAUUGCUAUGAUUAUAGUUAUGCUAUAGAUUCAGCUUGUGCAUCAAUAUUCUAAAGCAAAAAAUGUGCGACAAAUGGAUAUUAAUGUGUUUUUAGAAUGGCUUGCGAAGAUGUUAGUGUUAUUGAUGGCUGUACAUUUGAUAUCAAACUCAAUCCUUGUGUCUGGAUUGAUGAAAAAUGUUAUACAAAAUCUUGUAAAACUGCAUCAAUUUCACUGAUAAAACAUUAAGAGUGCAAUUCUUAUUUUCCAACUUGCACAGUUAAAUAUGGAGGAGGCUGUGCUAAUAAACAAAAUUGUCAAAAUUACUAAAUAAAAGAGGCCUGCAAAAUUGAUAGUGAAAACGAUGAAUGCAUAUGGGAUGAUAAUCUAAAUUUAUGCUUUUCCAAUCAAUGUAUGGAUUUCUGUGGAGAUGGCAUUGUAUCUAGUCGAGAAGAAGAAUGUGAUGAUGGCAAUUAUUUACCCUAUGAUGGCUGUUAUAAAUGCCAAGUUUAAUGCCCAUAAGGAUGUAAUGUUUGUAAUGGUUUGAUAUGUGAAGAUUGUCAAAAAAAGGGAUGGUUAUUGAUUAAUGGCUCGUGUAUUUCAAUAUGUGGGGACGGUUAUACAGUUGGAAAAGAAUUUUGUGAUGAUGGAAAUGAUAUUGAAUUUGAUGGAUGUCAUUAAUGCUCCUAUUCUUGUCACUAAAAAUGCCUUAAUUGCUUCUAAGGACUAUGUUUGCAAUGCGAGUAGGGAUACAAAGAAGAUGAGUCAUAAUGUCAUAAUAUUUGUGGGGAUGGUGUCCUUAUUGAAAAAUUAGAAAAAUGUGACGACGGAAAUAGUUAAAAUAAUGAUGGAUGCAGUGAUACUUGUUAAGUUGAAUAUAAUUGGAAAUGCUAAUAAGAAAAUAAUAUUAGUUUAUGUAGCUAUAUUAUUCAACCAAAGAUUAUACUUACUUAACUCAAAAAAACAAACUAUGAUUAUUAAGAGUUCUUAUUAAAAUUUUCGGAGCAAGUACGUUUGAACAUAAACAACAUUAGCGAAGAACAAUUUCUCCAAAUGAUUAUUGUUGUUAUUGAAGAUGCCAAAGAUAACUAAUACGAUGUUGAAAUUAAACCCCUGAUACCUAUUUCUACUGUAUUGACUGAAGUAUCCUAUAAGAUAUUAGUCUAUUUUAAAAUUAAGAUUUCAAAUCCUGUGUUAAAAGUGACAGUAAGAUGUGAGAAUAUUGUAAAUGAUAAAGACAAUACCUUACUCUCUGAUGAAAUAAAGUUAGAAUUAUCAACUCCUAACAAAAUGUCAAAUGAUGGAUAAUCCUUUAUUUCUAAAACAGCUCUGCUAAGUAGAAUUGUUAUGUAUAUCAUCUUGAUCAUAAGUGGUAUUGCUUUUUUGGCUGGUAAUUUAGAAAUUAUAUGGAAUCUCCUUGAUAUGCUGUAAUAAUUAUCAUAUAUGAAAUUUCACAACCUUCAAUUCCCAGAAAACUUGUCCGUCUAUUUUGAAAUAUUUAAUAUUGGUUAAUUUACUCCAAUAACAAAUACAUUAUAAAUAAAUAUACUGUUACAGGGCACUUUUGAUUUCCAAAUCCCAAUUAUACCAGCAAAAUAGAAAUUUGCAUAAUAUUAAAUAAAUUGCUAUUUUUUGAACAAUUUGUAAACUCUAGUCGCUGUAAUUAUAAUUGGAUUUGCUUAUUAUUAUAUCUCAUAUUACUUUUAUAAAUUCAUUGUUCUAAUUUAAUAAUAAAAAUUGGUAGUUAUUUUUUAUUAAAGUGAAUCUAAAAUUAUAAUUAAAAUUAUCAGAUUGAUUUUUUAGUUAUAGAAGUUAGCAAGAAAAUACUAUCAGUAUUUUAUUUACUCUGGAUUAAUCAGAAUUUUUACAUCUAACUUUUAUGAGUUAACCUUUGCAUCUAUUUUAUAAAUUGUUAAUUACAAUACCGAAACUACCUUAAAUGCAACCAUCUCACUAAUUGCUCUAAUUACAUUGUAAGUGAAUCUAUUCCUGAUAGCGUACUUUUUUUAUUCUCUAAGCAAAAAAGGAAUUGUGCCUCAGACAUUAUCAGCUUUAGUGGAAGGAAUUAAUAAUACUGUCCAAUAAGGAACUAAGUAAUAUUUUACUAUAUUGCUGAUUAAAAAAACAUUAUUCAUUAUUAAUUUAGUUGUAUUUUAAGACCUUUUUGCUGUUUAGAGUAUAAUCACAGCUUGUUUAUCAGGAAUAUUCUCUUGUUAUAUUUACAUUUGUAAACCAUUUUGGAACAAUUUUGAAAAUAUGAAAAUAUUCUUCACAGAAAUUAUGAUUAUGAUUAAUGCAAUUAUUUUUUCUGUUUACGAUAUUAUCAAAUUUAAUUCAACCAAAGAUUCAGCUGAUGUUUUAGGUUGGAUUAAUGUAGGUGGUUUCACAAUUAUUCUGAUUGUCACUUUAGCUAUUGAUGUUUAUCAACAAUUACAAAAGUAUAUAUCGUAAUUCAAAAACUGUGUUGGAAUUGAAUAGAACUAAAUUAUAAGAAAAUAAAAGUCAAUCUUUACAGCAGUAUGA